Molecule: messenger RNA, 1026 nt
Organism: Aphanomyces astaci
Lineage: Eukaryota; Oomycota; Saprolegniomycetes; Saprolegniales; Verrucalvaceae
Exons: 2
Coding region: 139-879 (246 amino acids)
Biological process (GO): vesicle-mediated transport
Cellular component (GO): membrane
Source: RefSeq, a predicted model, not a curated record
UAUUAAUGCAACGUUACUAUUAUAAUAGUACUUCAGGUACUUCGAAGUACUUGACGCCUCCGGAUUUGUUUUCCGGAUAUCGUGUACAAUUCGACACUCGCAUAUCCGUUACUGAAUUCUUGAAGUCGCAGGCCAAAGAUGGCGGCCAAGGAUGACGUCAAGUUCCUUGCGAUCAUGCGCGUGGCAGACAAGUUGACGGUGAGCACAUACACGCACGCGAAAGUGAAAGCCGACGAGCGGUCCAAGUACACGGACAUCUCGAAGAAAGUCGUGUCGUCGCCUUCGUGGGUCACGGAUGUUGGACGAAACAGUCGGCACGCGCUUGACUUUGAGGCGCUAAAGCUCCACUUUAUGUUGGACGCCGGGGAGUUUGUGUACUUUGCCGUGACUGUUCGUGACUAUCCCCUCCGUGUGGCCCACGUUAUGCUGAACGACUUACAAGCGCAGUUCACUGCAACGUAUGUGGUGGCUGCAUUGGCGUUGAAGGCCGAGCACACCCUCGGCAGCGACUGCGUCAAGAUGCUGGGUAGCGUCGCAUCCAAGUACGAAGACGUGACCCAAGUGGACAAGUUGGCCAAGGUGAAAGCCCAGGUGGAAGGGGUCAAAGACACGAUGAAGGACUCGAUCAACAUCGCGCUCAACAACACGGAGAAGAUGGACACGUUGUCUCAGAAGGCGGCAGACCUGGCCGACUCGGCGUCCGUGUUCAAGAAGGGCGCGAUCGACAUGCGCCGGCAGAUGUGGUGGAAAAACGCCAAGGUGUCGUUGGCCAUUGCGCUGAGCAUGAUCAUGGCCAUUCUGGUGCUGCUGUACGCGCUCGGCAUCUUCGACCACAUUGGCCAAUCAGCAAAGAACACGUCCACUCGCUUGCGACAUUAACUUACACCGAUGACUAUACUUUGUUGCGUUGGCCUUCGCCUCAACCACACACACAAGUUGUUAAGCACAUAUAUAUUCCAGGGAAUCGAGAGAUUUCCUUCCUAUGGCAUCUCCAGCUUACACUCCGUGACACGUCCAACUUUCUGC